Messenger RNA from Aspergillus heteromorphus CBS 117.55, 1424 nucleotides. RefSeq lists its product as uncharacterized. The coding region runs from base 349 to 1116 and encodes 255 amino acids. Gene Ontology annotation, cellular component: membrane; cytoplasm. The transcript is spliced from 3 exons. The record is from RefSeq and is a predicted model, not a curated record. NCBI's taxonomy places the organism in Eukaryota, Fungi, Ascomycota, Eurotiomycetes, Eurotiales, Aspergillaceae.
CCAACCACCACCACCCUCAACUAUGUGCGGUGAAUAGCAACAACAUCCACUCGUUUUUUCUUUUCCAAAUUAUUUCUCCUCUGUUACCAUCAAUCCGCUUUUUAUCACUCCACUCCACUCCACUCUACCCCCAUGGUCUGUCCUACCAUGAUGGUGUCCGCUCUUUCUCCUUAACCGGCCCCUCCCAUUCUUUAUCCAUCAUCCAUCAUCCAUUUACCCACCAUACCAUACCGACUUGAUUAAUAAAACAGACAGACAAACCACAUAAGAAAAGGAAGGCAUCAGAAAAAGAAAACCCAUAAGAACAGGAAAAAAAAAAAAAAGACAUAAGAAAAAGGGAAAGAGAAAAUGCCCCGAAUCUCCCCCCUAACAACCACCUUCCUGCAAUCCACCCUCCUAAACGCCCUCGCCAACAUCCUCGCCCAGAUCAUCGAUCAUCAUUGGAAAGCCAAAGACAAAUUCACUCUCAACAACGCCGCUCUCAUCCAAUUCAUCAUCUAUGGGAUUCUGAUCGUGCCCAUCAACUUCUACUGGCAGCGGUGGCUGGAGAGGCGGUUUCCGGGCUUUCCUUUUCGGAGAUCUUCAUCGUCUUUAUCUUCAUCCGCGGCUUUGGCUCAUGGUCAUGGUCAUGGUCAUGGGCAUGGACUUCAUUCCUACCCGCUUUCUAAACAAUCGUCUACCAACAAGAAUGAUGUGUAUAUCUCCAUCCCUACAGACACUAUCACUACCGCUACCGCUACUACUGGUACUGGUACUACUACCACAGUGAAAGAGAAGCCCUUCCAGCCGCGCAGCCGGAUUACCAUGAUAGGCAGGAUGAAAGGAUCGCCGUGGUAUAACUUCACGAUGAAGUUCCUGCUUGAUCAGAGUGUCGGCAGCGUAAUGAAUAUCGUGCUGUUUGUCGUGUUGAUUAAUUUGUUGAAGGGGGAGGGGGUCGCCAGGGUGGGGGAGUUGGUUUUGGAGGACUUCAACCCCAUCAUGCUCGCCCGGCUGAAAUACCGCCCUGUCGUCUCGAUGCUCAUGUACACCGUCGUGCCUGUGGAUCGCCGCGUGGUGUUUGGGAGUGCGUGUGGCGUUGUCUGGGGGGUGUAUUUGAGUUUGUAUGCGGUUGUUUAGUAGUCUCUCUUUUCUUUUCUUUUCUCUUCUUUUCUUUGUGGCUGUUUUCUUUGCGUCUGUUUUCGUUGCUUCCCUUUUCUUUUUAUUUCGUUGCUUCUGUUGGGUUGGGUUGUUGCAUCGGUUGGUUGUGGUUUUGGUUGUGGUUGUUGUUGCUGUUAUAUAGCGUGGGUUUAGCAAGAUACCCAUUCUACAUACCCAUCUAUCUAUCUAUCUACCUACCUAUCCACCUACCUAUCCACUUACCCAUCUACUUACCUACUACAUCCCACACCAUGUCCUCACUAUCAUCCAUCCUAGGUAUAUCAAUC